UACUAUCUAUAGUAAAAUAUACAUUAUUUCUGUCUCGCUUUUAUGUAUUAUCUUCAGAUAAUAUGUAUUCGCAUUUCGUAUUUUCCUUCACAAACAUGCACGCAGACAGAUAUAAAUACUUGUGAAACUUGUUGCUUCAAUCUGGUAAUUCCGAAGUGAUUCAAGAUCAUUAAUCGUUAUUAAAAAGCUAAAAAAGUUCUUGCUUUUCUCUGCAAUUUUCUUUAGUACUAUGAAAAAUACAAUAAUUACAAUAAUUUUAAUAACUAAAUAUAGUUUGAUAAAGUAUGGAUAUGCACAAUGUGGAAUAGACAAAUUCAAGUGUAAAGAUGGACAAUGUAUAGCAAGUGAAUUAUUAUGUGAUGGACAGGCAAACUGUAAAGAUGAAUCUGAUGAAACAUAUACAGAAUGUAAUAAGCCUGAAAUGGCUACAUGUCCAGAUUAUACAUUUCGUUGUUCAUAUGGUGCAUGUAUAGAUGGAGAUGCAAUUUGCAAUGGAAUAAAAAACUGUAUUGACAAUAGUGAUGAAACAUUACCUAAUUGUAUAAAUAGUUCACUCAAUGCAUCUACAUCAUGUGCAAAAAAUCAAUUUAAAUGUAAUAAUCGACAAUGUAUUGCUGAAAGUAAUUUAUGUGAUGGCAUAGCAGAUUGUACAGAUAAUUCAGAUGAAACAAUUAUUCAAUGCGGUUCAAUCAACUGUCCUAAAUUUUUUUUUCGUUGUGAUUAUGGUGCCUGCAUUGAUGGUGAUUUAAAGUGCAAUGGAAUUAAAAAUUGUGCAGAUGGUUCAGAUGAAUAUCCUAGACAAUGCAAAGAAAUAGAAACAACUACUGGAUUAAUUUCUAUUACUUCAACAACUUCCCAAUCUCCUGUCAUAAUUAAAUCUAAAUCUUGUCUUGUACCAUCACAACCAACAAAUGGUUAUUGGAAAUUACAUAAGUCACAAUGUUGUACUGAACAAGAUCAAUGUGAGAAUUGUGAUAUUGAACAGGGUACAUGGUUAGAAUCAGGUGCAUAUUUAGUAUAUACAUGCAAUUCUGGUUAUAAAUUAAACAAUUCUGGUAAUGCAUUUUGUAGUCACGGUGAAUGGUUAACUAUUCCUGCUUGUAUAGAAGUACGUUGUGCAAAAUUGCAAUCACCUUCUAUAUUUGCUGAUUGUAAAUAUAAUAGUAGAUCAGUGUCAUGUUUUAAUUCUGUUUUACCUCAAACAAUAGCACGAUUAAAAUGUUCUCCUGGUUAUCGUGAAGAUACAAGACUAACAUCAUCUUCAUGGAUUAGAUGUAAUAAUAAUGGUCAAUGGGAACCAGAACCAAUACAAUGUAUUCCAGGUCCGCUAACAAUAAUUAUUUAUAGUAAUGACUCUUCUGUCUUACUGCAAACUGAUGUAACAAAAAAUAAUUCUACAUUUAUAGAAAUUCUUAAUGAUAAAAUUGUUAUUCAUAUGUAUAAAAACAAAACUACUGAUCCAGAUAUCGAUAUUAGAUUUGAUAUACAAAAUAAAAAAUAAAAAAAUAUAAAAGUAAAUCAUUAAAUACUUUUUGCGGUUUCAAUAUUA
Messenger RNA from Apis florea (little honeybee), 1549 nucleotides. RefSeq names its product coagulation factor X. Gene Ontology annotation, biological process: proteolysis. Lineage: Eukaryota; Metazoa; Arthropoda; Insecta; Hymenoptera; Apidae. The record is from RefSeq and is a predicted model, not a curated record. Gene Ontology annotation, molecular function: serine-type endopeptidase activity; protein binding.